GCCUAUAUCUGCCUCAUUGUCAUCAAUCUGUUUGUGGGCAUCACUUGUAUUGUCACAUCUUUCCUAUUGGAGGCCUUUCUCUUCUCGUCCAGUGUUUACGUUCCGAUAUUGGCAUACAUUCAUCGCAUACUGAAAGUGGUUUUCCUAAUGUUUCCCAACUAUUGUCUCGGCAGAGGUCUUAUGGACAUCGCGUUCAACGAAUACCAGAACUACAUCUACUCGAAGACAGGGGAGUACUCGAAGAUGCGGUCGCCAUUCGCGUGGGAACUGGUGACCCGUAAUCUGGUGGCGAUGCUGUGCUCGGGGUUUGCCUUCUUCCUGAUCACACUGUUAUGUGAGUACAAUCUGUUUCAACUGCUGGGUCUUCGCCGCCGAACGCCGGACAACCCGUACCGCACGUCAGACCCGUCGGGCGAAGACGAAGACGUGGCUCAGGAACGGCUGCGGGUGUUGUCCACCGACAACGACAGCGACAAUGUGUUGCGACUGAAGGAGUUGACCAAAGUGUUCAAAAAGCCGCAAAAACAUCUGGCCGUGAAUCGGCUGUGUCUGGACGUGACGCGGGGCGAGUGUUUCGGUCUGUUGGGUGUGAACGGGGCGGGGAAGUCGACCACGUUUAAGAUGCUGACCGGCGAUAUACCGAUAUCGGCGGGCGAUGCCAUCAUUAAUCACUACUCUGUCCGCGAAGACCUACAUCGAGCCCAAGCGAACAUUGGUUACUGUCCACAGUUUGACGCCCUAUUCGAUGAGCUGACGGCCAGAGAACACCUCAAGUUUUACGCCCGACUCCGUGGCGUCAAAGAGGAAGAGUUGGCCAUCGAAACGGUCAUCAAACGAGUGCAGUUGACCGAACACGCGGACAAACUGGCCAGAGAUUAUAGC
Messenger RNA from Medioppia subpectinata, 882 nucleotides. NCBI's taxonomy places the organism in Eukaryota, Metazoa, Arthropoda, Arachnida, Sarcoptiformes, Oppiidae. The record is from the annotation of a GenBank genome assembly.